Ceratosolen solmsi marchali is the source of this 3305-nucleotide messenger RNA. Its product is annotated as RING finger protein 207. The transcript is spliced from 9 exons. Gene Ontology annotation, molecular function: zinc ion binding; Hsp70 protein binding; transmembrane transporter binding. The record is from RefSeq and is a predicted model, not a curated record. The coding region runs from base 270 to 3077 and encodes 935 amino acids. Gene Ontology annotation, cellular component: perinuclear region of cytoplasm. Lineage: Eukaryota; Metazoa; Arthropoda; Insecta; Hymenoptera; Agaonidae.
GAUACGCGCAGACUCAUAGUCGCUGCUGUUGAAUCUCUUGUCUAGUCGUUAUCAAAUAAAAAUGGCAGAUUGAUAUGUCCACAACGAUGAUUGUGAUCACAUCACGGGGCAAUGAACCAUUCUUUGCUGAAUGAACAAAAGGCGGUUACUAUUGACCGAUUACUCGCUAGGACAAGUUUUGUGCGCGUUACAUACAUGCGUAGUUUUCAUUUUUCUUCAGUUUUUUUCAAUCGUUAUAAUUAUGCAUAUAUUAGAAUUAUCCGGUAUAUAUGUGUUUUGUGUUUUAUGGCAUUGCUCUUUUAAUCAGCAGAUGCUUAGCAAAUAACAUUUCAGCCACAAAACAUGAAGAAAUGGCGAGUUCUAAUUUUAUUCGGAGUGACGCAAUUGAUUCCGAAAAUGUUGAUGAUGCCAGCGUAAGUGCACCGACAGUAAUUUCUAGGAAUCCACUCCUUUGCAGCAUUUGCCACGAUUAUUACAAUGAUCCAUGCCUUCUAUCUUGCUUUCACACAUUUUGUGUGCGUUGUCUUCGUGGUCCACAACUGGAUGGCAAAAUAUCUUGCCCAAUUUGUGGGCAAACAACGCAGAUGAAGGAUGGAGCACAGCAGCCACCGAUCGAUCAAUUAAUGCGGCAACUUGUCGAAUUGGCCAAUUGUGAAAAUCCACCCUGUGCCAAUUGCGAGAAGCGCGACAAGACUACUAUGUUUUUCUGCACCACUUGUGGCCAAGCGUUAUGCACGCACUGCAGAGAACACACACAUCGAGCCAAGAUGUUUUCAUCACAUGAAGUUAUACACAUGAGUAAGUGUAAGAAGGAUACGCAAAGACGAUGUCAUAGUCAUGGUGAACAAUAUAUUAUGUUUAAUCAAACCGAUAAGUGCAUGCUAUGUGCUACAUGUUUUCGUGAUACACCAGCUGAUGUACGACUUCAUUGUGUUGAUAUUGACACAGCUUGGCAACAAACCUCUAAAAAAAUGGAACAUGCCGUGAAUUCGAUUUGUGAACUGCAAGCGGCGAUGCGUGAAGGACUACUCGAUCUCAAAUCACAACUCGACGAACUCAAGCACAACGUCGAUACAGAAAAGCGAGGGCUCAACGCCUAUUGUCAGGGGAUUCAAGAGGCAGUAAACAAAACCCACUCUACAGUAUUAUUAGAACUUCAUCGUGACUUUGAUAUAAAAGAGAAGAUGGUACGGACGCAACUUUUAUCAUUAGGUAUUGUAUUACCUGCUCUCCAAACGCACCUUGGACUAUGCACAGCAUUCACAAGUGCAACGAGCAAGUACCAAUUCUUGGAAUUAGCACACCCGAUGCUCGAACGGCUUGGUCGUGUUGCUCAAUUGGGACAUUUAUCGAGACCGCCUUUGUUAAAUGCCCAUCUUAAUAGUAGUUAUAAAAGUGAAUUCGCACGAACUCUGCAACCUUUUGUUAUUGGUUUAGCUUUAAUGCCCAAAGAAAUUAUUUACGAUCAUAUGCAAUUACAAUCUUCUCAGAAACAGGAUACUCACUUGAUACAGCAAUGUAAAUCAGACUUAAAACUUCAAACAAAAAGUGUAUAUGAAUCUAGCCGAUUCAAUAAUCACUGUAAAAUAUUUGAUAAUGAAUUACAAGAAUUAAGUAAUCAACUGAAAACAGUUAAAGAACGAUUAGGGGAACUUCAUCGAGACGUCACGUUGUUACGAAGAGCUAAUACUCUAACAUUGGGAACUCGAUAUGAAAAUGUAUCUCGAGACUGCAGUUUAUUAGAACAACAAUUAGAAUACCAGCAAGUAGAAUUAGAAAGAUUACGUACAAUGUUUGAUGCACUUUGGGAAGAGCAAUAUUCCCGUAUUCAAUUAGAAAAAGAAAUCUUUUACUCUCAAAUGAAUAACAUAUUAUCGCUCAAAGGCGAAGUGAAACAGUUACAUACAGUCGCACAACAAUUAGAACCAUUCAUUAAAUCUUUCGUAACAGGCAUAAAUCCCAGUGAAUUAAAUACGAUUGCUUCAGAUAUCAAUAGUCAAAAACAUUUUCAAGCUUUGUUAGAUCAUUUAGGAUGUUUAAAAAUACAAGAGCCCACAACACCAUCAACCAAAGAAUAUCGCCAUCAACGAAAUUGUAGUGCGAAUGAUAAUGCGAUGUACACUAAAGAUUCAAAAGAAAUUCCAACUCGUUGUAGAACGCCAUGUAGUGGCACUGAAACUGUCUUAGAUUCAAGUGGAAAUAUAGUUGUAUAUGAAACGAAAUUAGAGUCAAAAAGAGGUGUUCUUAGUCAACUGAUCGAGAAAGCCCGAAUCAAAGAAGACAGAAAGAAAUCGACUGGCAGUGAAGAGGUACGUGAUCGAAGUCAUACUCGUCGAUCUCGAAAAUUUCCAGAGAACAUUAAGCCAAAAACCCCCCCUGGACAUUCAUCAACCAGUAAAGUUCUUUCCCUUUAUCGAACAUUAAAAGGUGGUAAUUGCGGAAAUGAUGUAUCCAUCGAAGUUAUUGAGCACCAAGUUAGUAAUCUUCCACCACAGCAGUUGAUACAUCAAGAUGACGAAUAUGAAUACCAACGGAUAUCAGAAGCUUCAAGCGUGGGUGAGGUAAAAAAACGAGUUCAAGCUCAAGUACAUCCAGUACCUGAAGAAGUGAUAUCAUUAAAAAACUCUGAAGAUAUGCUCUACGCAAACGAAACAACUUCGGUAAAUAAAAGAGAACGACGGCGCAGGCGAGCUAGCUGUGAUAGUCUAAGCACUGGUUCUGAGAGUCGACGGUCUAGCAUUACUGACGGGGCGCAAGGUUUAUCUGCCCAAGAUACAGGGAAGACUCUCGUUUUCUUAAUUGGAUCAUCUCCUACAUCAUCAUCGUUAACGCAUAAACAGCGUUCUUGGGAAACAUUUCCUCGCCCUAAGAGUAAGCGCAACAUUUGUGUUUCUUAUGGCAACACUAAUAGUGGUAAUGUUAGCGGAGAUGGAGAUAGUAUAAAAAAAGCAGAUAGUUUCGAAGGUCACGAAGAAGCUGUACGUACCCUUGUUGCAGCUGUCCAAGAAACACGUUCCCAACUUCGCCAACAUCAUUUUCACCAGCACCGUUACCACCGUAAAAACAAAACAAAUUAAGUAAAAACUAAUAUGACUAAAAUUGGUAACAGUUGAAAUAAAUUUUUAACUUAUUUUUCGGUGAUAUUAACUACUUACAUGCAAAUUUAACAUAAUAAUUUACAUUUAUGUGCAACUGCUGUGACAUCAUUUUACACUCAAUAGAUAUCACAAUGAUAAUUCAUUGGAUUUUACAAUUUUUGACAGAAACUGAUUUAUUUUAUUUUUACAUUUUAAUUCAAAAUACAU